Molecule: messenger RNA, 1158 nt
Organism: Schizosaccharomyces japonicus yFS275
Lineage: Eukaryota; Fungi; Ascomycota; Schizosaccharomycetes; Schizosaccharomycetales; Schizosaccharomycetaceae
Product: fungal family protein
Exons: 1
Coding region: 23-598 (191 amino acids)
Source: RefSeq, a predicted model, not a curated record
CCCGCCUGCCACUAUAGAGAAAAUGAGUGUCGGGCAGUUGGCGGAGAACGUGAGGUGCACACGUCGCAUAGCAGCUGCAAUGUCGAAAGAACAAGGCGCACAAGACAAAGCUGCACCUGCCACCGCUGCAAUGAAGCCGCAGGUGCUCCAAGCGAAAAUCCAAACGUCCGUAAGUUUGACACGAAACCUCAUCAGCUCUUGGCUGGGCCCAGAAGAGCCGCAUGGCAAAAACGCGAACAAUGAAGCGGAUCAAGAGACACAAUUAAAAGCACGUCCUCCUCGUCUUGGUUUAGGAGCAACAGCGUCCCAAUUAGCAUCGAAAACAACUCACAUGCCAGUGUCCAUGAAUGCGAAACUAAACAGUCUUCCUCCCGCUCUCAAAAAGAAAAUCGAAAGACAAAUGCAAAAACGAAAGGAAGCUGAAACCAAGUCAGCUCGUUCCACGUCUUCGUCGGGCAAUGCAGACCCGGGAGACGACAGCGAAGACGAUGAUGAUGAGGACAGCAUGACUUCAAAAGCGUCCGUUUUGUCGAAGAAACGCUCAAAGGCCAAUAUUUCCAGUUUUGAUAUGUACAAAAAUUCAAAAAAACGCCGUUAGUGUAUGAUAGAUGCCUAGCGGUAUGUAUAUAAAGAUGGAGUUAAAAAAAAGCAGCUAACCAGGACGAGAGCUGCCAAUUUUUGGUACUAAUAAUUGCAAUGGCAAAGUGAUACGGUGCCAGUGAGGAAAGUGACGAUACCAAAGAAACAGUGUGUUUAGGUCAUUUUUUGGCUUUUGUUUGGUCCAACCUCGUCUUUAAAGCUAUCUUUGGUGCCAUCGUUUCAGGAACGAUGAAAGAAUGCUCUUCUUUAUGACCCGAGGUUAAUCCUAUAACUUCCAGGUAAUCCCAAGUAACGGGAUGUAUACGCUCUCCCGUCGAAAAACCAACUGUAACCAGGAAAACCGGAACGCUUCGUAUCCUGCUUUCACCAAUUCGGCAGGCAUUUCCCUAGGAACAUAAAACUGCUCCUUCCAAGGAAGCACCAUAGAGCCCAGCCAAAAAAUUCGCGAGAGCGCAAUCAUGUUGAUUACACAAUAAAAACUGUAUUGAUCACAUUAGAAACUUAAUCAUAUAACACUGGAAAAUGUCGUUUUCUUUCACUCGCAUUCCCAAUACAGAG